Messenger RNA from Prunus armeniaca (apricot), 861 nucleotides. NCBI's taxonomy places the organism in Eukaryota, Viridiplantae, Streptophyta, Magnoliopsida, Rosales, Rosaceae. The record is from the annotation of a GenBank genome assembly.
AUGGCUUCGACUGUGAGCCCUACAAUUGGAACGACAUCAACCGCAUUCUGGGUCUCAAAGCCUCUUGCAUUUCCUUCAAGGUUUGUUGAUGUAGUUCUGACCAUACCUGGGGGAACUCUAUUUCCUAUGUGUGGUAUGAACUUGGCAUUCAACCGUGAACUGAUUGGACCAGCAAUGUACUUUGGACUCAUGGGUAUUCGUGAGCCAAUUGGAAGAUAUGGUGAUAUGUGGUCUGGCUGGUGCGUGAAGGUUAUAUGCGACCAUUUGGGAUAUGGUGUCAAGACUGGUCUGCCCUACAUAUGGCACAGCAAAGCGAGUGAUCCCAUCAUUGCAUUUGUUAACCUCAGAGAGGAGUACUAUGGUUUCUUCUGGCAAGAAGAGCUGAACCCCUUCUUCCAAUCUGCAGUCCGUACAAAAGCAUGCACUACUGUUCAGAAAUGCUACAUCGAACUCUCAAAGCAAGUCAAGGAUGAGCUUGGCAGGAUUGACCCAUACUUCCUUAAGCUGGCAGAUGCCAUGGUUACUUGGGUAGGAGCUUGGGAUGAGCUUAACGUAAAAGUAUGUGCCCCAGUAAAUGCUACCUAUCCUAAUAUUCUGAUAGUUGCGUUUGGAUUGAAGCAUACUGAAGAUGUUGAAGAUGCUGGGCAUAGCCAUACUGCAAGGGAGCUCAUGGAAACCUUUUGCAUUGGAGAGCUUGACACCACUUCCUCAGCUAUCGCGGAACUUGAGAUAACCUCUAAGGAUCAAGCAGUUGAUUAUCCUAAGAAGAUCAAGGACUUGACGAAGCAAUACUGGGCUGUUCCUGUGGCCGUUGUUGGCAUCUCUGUGGUUGUUGGCUUCUUAUACUUGCGCAAGAAGUGA